Messenger RNA from Rhopilema esculentum, 1527 nucleotides. RefSeq names its product ubiquitin domain-containing protein 2. Gene Ontology annotation, molecular function: protein binding. The record is from RefSeq and is a predicted model, not a curated record. Lineage: Eukaryota; Metazoa; Cnidaria; Scyphozoa; Rhizostomeae; Rhizostomatidae.
CAGCCUUUAAUUUCUUUUCUGAGAGAAAAACAAAUGGCGAAAAAUAGGAAUGAAACGGAAGAGGCGAUGAAGUGGAAGGUUUAAUCGUGAAACGAUAAAAUCAAAGUAGAGUUCGAGGCUGAAACAGAUUAUGUCCUUAUUACAAAGAUCAAGUCUUGGUUGAGACUCACAAAUGUACAAUGGGAGGAUGUGUGAGUCGCAACAACAGGGAACCUUCUACUAGCGUCACUUCUUCGCAACACCUGAAUAGUGGCACUGGAAAUGUAACAAUUGGGAAAAACAAGCCACUGAGUGCUGAUAAGCCAAAAUGGAAAUCAGAGGUUGCCAUGACAAUGGGACAACUGAAAGUGAAGCAAGAUGAGUUUUGGGAAACAUCACCUGCAUAUGAAGGAAGAAAAGAGAUCUGGGAUGCCUUAAAAGCUGCCUGUGAAACAGAUGAUGUUUCCCUUGCACAAGCAAUUAUUGAUGGUGCUAAUAUCACACUUCCAACAGGUUCAUUAACAGAUGCGUACGACGAGCUUGGGAAUCAUUACGUCAUUCCAGUUUACUGCAUUUGCUCUCCUAUGAACAUAGUAGCCACUGAAGAAAAGUCAAGCCAUUCAACAGACUCGAAAGAAAGCGUCCAAGACGAGGCUGAUCUUGGCGAAGAGCACAUGAUACGCUGCCGUUUGUCCACUACGUGCAAAGAUUAUAAAAUCGAUGUUCGUACUAGGGAGACUGUCAGUUCCGUGAAAAAAAGACUUGCACGAGAACUUGAAAUAGGCACCGCAAAACAGAGAUGGUUUUUCGGUGGCAAGAUGCUUUAUGAUAAAAUGACAAUUGGUGACAUCAGAAUACCUCGUGGCUAUGUAAUACAAGUCAUACUGGCGCCGGUAGAAGCCUAACUACAAGUUUACAAUAAGCGAUAAUAAACUCGUUUGUUAAUCUCUAUCAUAAAAAAUCACAGAUAAUUUUUGUUUGUAUCAAAGAUACACCAUUUAAUGCCUUUUUAAUAAAUCUUCAGGAUUUUACAGUAGUUAAUCUAAAUUGUGACUGAUGUUCUUUAGCUGUUUCCUGCCGCAAUCUGAGCAGAACUCAGUGUUUUAAUAUUUUAGAACAAUUACGAUAUACCAUGUAAAUAUGCGGAAUACUGUAUACUGUGUCCUACAGAACACGUUUUAUGAGCUGUUAUUUGGCUAUGCUGUAGAAACCAAGAAGUAUUAUAUGGAAGAAAUAUAACUAAUUAGGAAUUAUUAUCAUCUGAAGGCUGUGUAUCAUGUAUUUCCUUGAAUCUGAAGAGAGUUUUUAAAAUUAUAUUGAAAAGAUGCAUAGGGUGUAUGGGACUCUUGUUUCACAUUACAAAAAUCCUACAAUCGGCGAAGGAUAACAUCAGAAAGUUAAUUAGUGAUAUUUUGCGUUUUAGAUCCAAUUAAGGAUCUGUUUGCAAUCUUUGUAUAUUAAUUUGUACGUAUUACAAACGAUUUUACUAGAAAGCCUUUUUUAAUUAUGACAGUUUUACUUGCUCAUUUAAACACGAUAUAAGAUUAC